This is a messenger RNA of Lepus europaeus (European hare), 4693 nucleotides long. RefSeq names its product KLF transcription factor 9 (gene KLF9). The coding region runs from base 717 to 1451 and encodes 244 amino acids. The transcript has 2 exons. The record is from RefSeq and is a predicted model, not a curated record. Gene Ontology annotation, biological process: regulation of transcription by RNA polymerase II. NCBI's taxonomy places the organism in Eukaryota, Metazoa, Chordata, Mammalia, Lagomorpha, Leporidae. Gene Ontology annotation, molecular function: DNA-binding transcription factor activity, RNA polymerase II-specific; RNA polymerase II cis-regulatory region sequence-specific DNA binding.
GAACAGUCGGAUUGGCCGCACGCCUCGGUUCGAGACGCACCUCUCCUCCGAAGGGCCCUUCUGACUGGCAGGGGGAGAAAGUAAACAGAGUUGAAUCACCCUCCCCGCUGGCCAAUGGGAGGGGGUUUGGAUUGUGACGUGAUGGGAUUCUGCGAAAUUGUUACUGAGCAAGAGAAUGCCGGAACGGUGCGGAGCGGCCGGAGCCGGGGCUCAGACGCCGUCCCUGGGCUGGGGGAAGAGUGUCUCCUAGAGCCGGCGCCCGGCGCGGCCCUCGCCACCCGCGUCGGCGUGGUGGGCUGAGGGUGCGGGGCCUUGGGCUCGACGGAGAGGCGGCCGAGGGCGUGUGCCGCUGCUGCAGCUUCCCCUCCCGGCGCCUCGGGGGGCGCCUGCGGUCGGAUCAACUUGCGACCGCCACGUGUGGCAUCUUUCCAAGGGAGCCCCGGCGCGCCCCGUCGGGGGGGACCGCGCCCGGCGCGGCGGAGGAGCCCGGGGCGGUGGAUGCUGCGUGCGGAGGCGCUGCCGGUUACGUAAAGAUGAGGGGCUGAGGUCGGCUCGGCGCUCCUGCGAGUCGGAAGCGCCCCGCGCCCCCGCCCCCUUGGCCGCCGCGCCGCGCCGCGCCGCGCUCGUCGUCCGAGGCCAGGGGCAGGGCGAGCCGAAGCUCCGCAGCCACCGCCAAGUUUGGCCCGCGCCGCCGGGGCUGUGCCGUCGCCCGCACCAUGUCCGCGGCCGCCUACAUGGACUUCGUGGCUGCCCAGUGUCUGGUUUCCAUUUCGAACCGCGCUGCGGUGCCGGAGCACGGGGGCGCUCCGGACGCCGAGCGGCUGCGACUACCUGAGCGGGAGGUGACCAAGGAGCACGGUGACCCGGGGGACACCUGGAAGGAUUACUGCACGCUGGUCACCAUCGCCAAGAGCUUGUUGGACCUGAACAAGUACCGGCCCAUGCAGACCCCCUCGGUGUGCAGCGACAGUCUGGAGAGCCCCGAUGAGGAUUUGGGCUCCGAGAGCGACGUGACCACCGAAUCUGGGUCGAGUCCUUCCCACAGCCCCGAGGAGAGACAGGAACCUGGCAGCGCGCCCAGCCCGCUCUCCCUCCUCCACGCCGGAGUGGCUGCGAAGGGGAAACACGCCUCCGAAAAGAGGCACAAGUGCCCCUACAGCGGCUGUGGGAAAGUCUACGGAAAAUCCUCCCAUCUCAAAGCCCAUUACCGAGUGCACACAGGUGAGCGGCCCUUCCCCUGCACGUGGCCAGACUGCCUUAAAAAGUUCUCGCGCUCGGACGAGCUGACCCGCCACUACCGGACGCACACGGGCGAGAAGCAGUUCCGCUGCCCGCUGUGCGAGAAGCGCUUCAUGCGCAGCGACCACCUCACCAAGCACGCCCGGCGCCACACCGAGUUCCACCCCAGCAUGAUCAAGCGGUCGAAAAAGGCGCUGGCCAAUGCUUUGUGAGGCGCUCCCCUGCCCGCCAGCCCCGCGGCAGCCAGGGAGGGACGGACGGACGGCCCCUGCCCCAAGAGGACACAGCUACUCCCCGGAGACCCACGGACCUGUGGCAACCAAGCCCUUCCUCCCCACCACCACCACCACCACCACCACGAGGCUCACUGGCCGCCCAGGAAGCCGCGCGUCCCCGACUGCCUCCUCCCUGCGUGGUUUCUCAAAAGCACACUGUAGCCCGAGAUCAGCGUCAGCGCUGGGUCCCCUCGCAGAGGCAGCUCUCAGCGCCCGUCUCUGACUGCGGGAGGGAGGGCAAACGCGGCCGGCCUCGGUGUUUUCUCCUUUCCUGUCCCCCCCUGCCCGGGGCGGGGUUGGGGAGGGGCGAGGCCACACCGGUGUACAUAACUUCGGACUGGGUGCGCUCAGCGGCGACACCACGCGCGCACGGUGACCUGGGGCCCUUUUUGCUUGCUGUCUCUCGGAAGUGUUUUUGUUACCUUUUAAAUGUCAUGACGAGUGUGCUUCAGUUUGUUUAUUAGCAAAACCACUCUUGAAUCACGUGAACUGUGGAGAUUUCAGAAACAAACACGCAACCACACCACACGCCAUAGCACAGCUGUCCUUAUGCGAGCAGGAGCGCAUCUGCUGCAGCAUGCUCUGUCAUCCUGAGACUUGAACACAGCAUCACUUAGGUCGCCGCGGGGGAGCAGAGCCGGGGUUUGUACCGCUCAAGGCAGACCUGGGCCGGGCCGCACCAAGUCCGGGACUUUGAACCCUUGCUUUGUAGGACUUGGACUUCCCCAGCGUAAGCUGCACUUUUAUUUCUUAAUGCAGAGGAUGAAUACGUUAAAUACAUGCUUUGAAGAUAGAAGCAGGCUUUCUGUUUGGCACCACGUUAUAAUCUGCGUCUUUUACAGUAUACACGUUUCCCUAAGACAUCCUGGCAGAGAUGUGAGGGCAGAUUCAAGACAACGGGCGCUAAAGGAGAAGGAGGGGUAGUGUUUUAAGAACUACAAAAAAAAAAAAAGAAGAAGAAGAAGAAAAAAAGAAAGCAUUUUAACUCUAUUAACUUUUCCAAAUUUUCCUGUCCUUUUGGUUAGCAUCAUCUUAGUGUACCAUGAUGUCACUAAGAGAGAGGGCUUUUGCCUCUGUUGGGUGCUACUGGAAUGGGUGUGAAACAGCCACUAGCUCUGGGAACACCGAUUGUUUGGGGAAAAGGCUUGUUGGUUUCUUUCCUGUGGUCCGACAAAAAUGCCACUUCCAGGGGCGAGAGCAGUGUCCAAGGAGAGGGAGCUGACACAGGGAGAGAGAAGGAAACUCCCUAGGGAGAAAGCACCCAGGGAAACUUAUCUUGGUGACUCUGCAACAGAGUCCCUCUUGGAGAAGGCAGGCAAAUGGAAUGCACAAGAGUGGAGUCACACGGCUGUGUCUGUUACACCGGUAGCCUCACCACUGUCUCUCUUGCAUCUAGGUGUCUACCAUGGCCUAAAACCACUACAUCCUACAUGCCAUUUACCCGAAAACCUAAUUCUGGCCUUUAGAGUGGUCAGAACAGCGAACUGAGUUUUCAUAGCUAAAAACAAAAAGAAAAAAAAAAAAAAACCAACCUCCAGUGAAGGGAGUCAGCCGUGAUCAUGGGGAAAUGUUUACAUUUUUUUCGUCUUCAGAAGUCACGCUUUCUGACGAUGUCAUCUGAUAAUUACAUACAGGGAGCUCCGGUGCACUCUGGUUCUCCAUGUGCUGGCCCGCGUGUCGUGUCAGCGCAGGGCGCCUACCUACCAGUGAACUCAGCGUGCCGGCUGACACUCGCUCCUCUGACGCGCAGGGCCGCGGCUGACUCCGUUCAGCACAACAGCCAUCACGAGCACCGUGUUGUUGUUGCUUUCCUUUUUUUUUUUUUUUUUUUCUUUUUUUGGUUUUGUUUAACCAACGUAGUUGUAUUAGUAGUUCUAUAAAGAGAACUGCUUUUAACAUUAGGGACUGGGAGCAGUCCAUGGGCUAAAAAAGGAAAGUGUUUUCUCGUGAGAAAACAUGUCAGGAAAAAUAAAGAACACUUUCUACCUCUGUUUCAGAUUUUUGAAACGCUUGUUUUAAACCAAAUUUUAAUUUCUGUGUCCAAAAUCAGUUUUAAGGACAUCUGUUCUUCCAUACGAAAUAGGUUAGGCUGCCUAUUUCUUACUGAGCUCAAGGAAGGGUCUGCUUGGAACACUCUGGCUGCCUUUUAGUGAGUGAGGAGUUGGAGGUUGCCUAGCAACUUGCUAACUUGUAAAAAAACUCAACUUUCCCUCACAGAAAGCAACGCAGGAACUGAAGUCAGUGAAAGACAAUCUUUAUAGUAUACGGGAGUAAAUCGAAAUGGGGCUUUUGUCAAGCACUUCGAUGGAUAUAAUUGCAGCAACUUGUUUAAAAAAAUGCACAAUUUACUUCCCAAAAGAGUUGCUACUUGCCUUUUCAAGUUGUUGACAAACACACAUUUGAUAUUCUCUUCUAUGUUCUAGUAACGUAACAUGUAAACUCAAGGCUUUUUAUUCUUUGUGAUAAAUCCUGUUUUAAAACGUCACAAAACAGGAACCAGCAUUCUAAUUAGAUUUACUAUCAAGGUAUGGUUCAAAUAGGACUACGAGAGUUCGUUGAACACUAAAACUAUGAAAUAAUUACUUUUUAUAUUAAAAAGACCAUGGAUUUAACUUGUGAAAAUCCAAAUGCAGGAUAGUAAUUUUUGUUUACUUUUUUAACCAAACUGAAUUUUUGAAAGACUAUCGCAGGUGUUUAAAAGAGAGAAAAGCUGUUUUAUCUAAUACUGUAAGUAGUUGUCAUAUUCUGGAAAAUUUACUAGUUUUAGAGUUAAGAUAUCUCCUCUCCUGGGUUAGGGAUGAAGAAAGCUCUUACCAUUGUGGACUGAUGCCCUGGCUUUAAGGUCUAGCUCUACAUCAUGCUUCUUUUGAGAAUUAUAUUUGGUAGUUAUAAUUACAGAAACUGAUUAGUUUGUCAGUUUGCAGAUAGAUUUAGCACAGUACUCAUCACUCUGGAUAGAUUGAGAUGUUCUUUCAUCACGGAUGAAUGAUCUGUAACACUGUAAGAUACUGAUCUUUACAACUGUUUAAUCAGUUUUAUUUUUGUACAGUCUUAGUGACCUAAGUUAUUUUGCUGUCCCGUUUUUGUAAAUCAAAUGAAAUUAUCAAAGAGGAUUCUGACAGUAGGUAUUUUGUACAUAUGUAUAUAUGUUGUCCAAACAAAAAUAAUAAAUGGUAAAG